AUAUAUGUGUGUGUGUGUGUGUGUGUGUGUGUUUGUGCGGGCGUGUGUUGCAGUGAACUCAGUGUCAUGGCGGUCAGCAUCAUGUCUGCUUGUUGUCGAGUGUCUGUUCUGUCUCUUUACCUUCUUGCCCUUUUCCUUCAGGUCCUCAGCCAAGGACAAGUGUUUCGUCAGGCUCCUCAGGCCCACAGUGUUCUCCUGAGGUCCAAACGGGCCAAUAUGUUCCUGCUGGAGGAGAUCCUGCCCGGGAACCUGGAGAGGGAGUGUUACGAGGAGCUGUGCAACUUCGAGGAGGCGCGGGAAUGCUUUGAGGACGACGCCAAGACGUUUGCCUUCUGGACUGUUUACUAUGAUGGAGACCAAUGUAAGUCCAACCCCUGCCUCCAUGGAGGAGACUGCACCAACAAAGCAGGGACGUUCGAGUGCUCCUGUCCUGCCUCCCACACCGGACCAGUCUGUGAACUGGAGCUGUCGAAGACCCCUGCACCUCAACUCAGACCAGAAAUCGCAGAGUGUCCGACUAAAGGUCCGACAGCUUGUCACCAGUUGUGCAUGGCGUCCUACUACUCCUUCACCUGCUCCUGCAUGCCGGGAUUCAAACUACAGGCCGACCAACGGAGCUGUCUGCCUGAAGUGGAGUUUCCCUGUGGAAGACUUCCCGACAAGUUCAACACGACUGUGUCAAUAUGUCGCAAUGGAAACUGUCCCUGGCAGGUGUCCCUGAUGAACAGUAAGGGGGUGGAGUUGUGUGAUGGCGUGGUGCUCGGUCGACACUCUGUCCUGACCUCAAACCGCUGCCUCCUCCAGGACUCAGAGUCCGAACUCCGGCCCUCCAACUUGUACGUGGUCACUGGCAACAACAGGAUGCUCAUCGCUGUCAGUGCUCUGUACGUCCACAACCGUUUCAAAACAAAUCACCACGACAACGACCUCAUCCUCCUCGAGCUGGCCCGCCCUCUGCCCUUUGGCCCCACCCUCAUCCACGUCUGCCUGCCCGCCAAGGACUUCAGCGAAAACAUCCUGAUGCAUUCUGGGAGGACGGGCAUCACUGGGAAACCAGAGGGCGGACAAAAUCAGGACCUGGGCUACAUGACGCUGGACGAGUGUCGCAGCAAGCUGAAUGUCUCGCAUCCACUCAGCAACAAGAUGUUCUGCAUGAGGACGCAAACUGAAGCUCAAGGGAGACCAAAUGGAGCUUUAGGGAACCGAAAUGAGGCCCAGAGGAGCCUGAACAAACCUUUAGGGAAACAAAAUGGAGGCCAGGGAAGGUUGAACGCACAAAUAGUGAACAUCAGCCGGAAUCAAACUGGAGCCGAGGUGACGCCAAAUGGGGCAGAAAAUCAAAUCAGCAGCAGUUCAAAGAGUGAAAAUCAGAAGCCCUCUGUGUCUGACGGUGGUUUGAGGUCAGAGGUUGGGGGCAGGCAAUGUGGCGGUCUGUUGCUGGGGUCACCUGUCGCCACAGUGGAGAAGGGAACGGCGUUCCUGACCGGGCUGCUGAUCUCGUCGUCCACAGCUUGCGACAGUGACAGUGACAGCGGCGGACUAGUGUUCAGCAAACUUUCCCGCUACUUAAACUGGAUCAGACCAAGACUGGAGGCGGUUGAGGAACGCAUGACCCCGCAAAUCAGCCAGUAUCCUGAGACUCAAUGAAAACCUGAUGACCGCUGCCACCUUUAAAACUCUUUAGAAAAGGAGCUAACAGGCUGGUUCAUCUUCAAACCACUAGAUUCCCUUUACUGGACCAAACUGGUUCACUUUCAUUCAUCAGUUUUAUGAAUGAUUUCCGACCUGUGGUUACUGGUGGUAACAGCAGGUGCAGUUUAUUACCACAGGGGGGCAGCAAACACUGAUUCAUCAGCUAAAUCAUCAGAAAUACAACAGCAUAACUACCAGCUAAAUGACUGAGUUAUAGUUGUAUUCUUUAAAGUGUUGCUGUCGCUACAUAGUCAACAUUAGCAUUAGCAACUGCUUGAUUUCCAAUCUUGAUGAAACAUAUUCCUUUACUCACCAAUAUUAACACAUCUUACUUCUAUUUCUACUGCUUCUUCUCUUGAAGUUAGCAUGCUAACCAGCUAGCUUCUUAUUUCUUGUAAACACAACGAUGGCUGAAGCUCUUGGUAAGUAAACAGCUGCUAAUGCUAAUGUUAGCUACGUAACAAAAACAGCACCUUUAACAAACAAUCGUGAUCAGUGACAAAUACAUCGUCUUUCCUGUGGUUGCUUCACAAUAAAAGCCUCCCUAUCUUUGCUCCGUUGAAGUCUUUUAUCAAUCAAAUCGAUUUUUUAUCUGAAUCGUUCACCAACCGAUCAAAUGUUAAAAAAAAAAAAAAAUCUAAUAUUUAAUGUGAAGCAGCGGCAGAGGGGAAUUUAAUCUAAUCCAGCUCUGAUAAUAACAAAUAAUAACAAAAAAAGAAGUGGGUUUGAUUUCAUUGAAUUCUUCAUUGAAAACUUCACCAUAACAUUUUCAAUACUGCAUUAAAUCCAAGAUAUCAGAAGGAUAAACAGUGUAGAAUAAUCUGUUUUAUAUUCUCCCCAGUUUGAACAGGACAUUUAUCACAUUGUGGAAGUAAAGAAUCCAGGAUUUUUACUUUUCACGUGUAAAAAACUUUAAAGGAAACGAAAGUGUCAGAAUUUUGCAGUGAAAUAUGAAAGUCGAUUGAAUUUCCUGUCAGAAUUUCUAUUUGAACUGUAAAUCUAAAUUUGUGAUGUAUAAUUAAACUGACGGUCCAAAGCCUCCAGGGAACACAGACUGUAUCAAUAAACCAAUAACGUCAAUAAUCAAUCAGAUACACGCUCUACAAACCAGCAUCUGUUUUAUUCAACAUUUUUUACAGUACAAAAUAAAAAACAGGUGUUAAUUGAAUGGGUAAAGUUUCCGGGAGGAUCUGUGGAGCGUCGCAGCCAGAGUGGAUUGUGGGUAAUGUAGUCUAGGAGACGGAGGAGAGAGGAGGGAACGGAUUCUGUUUACUGACUACGAGCUUCUGGUGCUGAUGGGAGAUGUAACCUUUGAUGUGACCCUGACAGGAAACAGAAAAUAAAAACGGAUUUAAAUGUU
Molecule: messenger RNA, 3052 nt
Organism: Lates calcarifer (barramundi perch)
Lineage: Eukaryota; Metazoa; Chordata; Actinopteri; Centropomidae
Gene: prozb
Product: protein Z, vitamin K-dependent plasma glycoprotein b
Exons: 8
Coding region: 67-1647 (526 amino acids)
Biological process (GO): proteolysis; blood coagulation
Cellular component (GO): extracellular region
Molecular function (GO): serine-type endopeptidase activity; calcium ion binding
Source: RefSeq, a predicted model, not a curated record